AUGUCCGCUACGGAAGAAACGGAAAGUUCCGAUGCAAUUUAUAACGUUCAGAGGCCCAAUAAACAAUAUGUGGGUAAUUCAACUAGUGAAAACAACUUUGCAAAUAGCAGCGUUCAAGAAGAAAAUGCUUCAGGCGAGGAAUCUAACAAUAUCUUAUGCAUUAUCGGUAGAAAUGGUAGAAUCGGAGCGUCUUUUUACAAUUUUCAGGAAAAAAUGUUAUAUUUUUAUGAGGAAAUAAUGGAUGCAGGCCCUCAGUAUUUGGUAACACAGGCUUUGUUUCGAGAAGUUACCCCCAAAUAUGUCAUCAGUUUUGGUACAACUGGCGACGAAUUUGUUAAAACACUUAUACAUAUAUUUUCAAAUGAAGAUGACGAAACCACAAAUGGGGUUAAAAAAAUUCCGCAGAAUUUUUAUUUGCUGCCUUUGAAGGAGUACACGUACGAAAUUUGCAAAAUAAUAGUUUUUAACAUAACUCUGAUGUCAAAUAUUGAAAAUUCUGAAAUAAAAAGAGAACUAAACAUACAGUCUUUAAUAAAUGUGGACUCAAAAUUAUCGGUUCAAUCUUUGGGUGGAUUGGUCAAAUAUUUGGAGAAGAAUUGGGCAUAUUUUGAUACAAACAAAGAUAGCAUGCAAUUUGUGCAUAUUCAGCAAAAAACUAUGAAAGAUCAUGUUUUAAUUGAUCUAAUAAGCUUCAAAGCCUUGCAUAUUUUCCAAGAAAAAUGGCACGAAGCUGGUUUCAAACGUGGAACACAAUCAGCUAAUAGAGAAGGUCUUAGUAUUUAUAAACUUUUUUCUGUUCAUUGUAAAUCCACCAUGGGACAAACUUUUCUAAGAAAUAUUCUGCGUAAUCCUAUUAAAAAUAUAGAUGAAUUAAAUAGAAGAUUGGAUUUCAUAGAAUUUUCUUUAGUACUUGAAAACAGGGAGUUUAUAGAGAGUCUUCAAGAUAAUAUAAAACAUCUGUGUGAUAUUAACAAUAUUUUAAUCAAAAUUCAGAAUGGACGAGCAAAUACGAAUGAUUGGAAAGUCAUAUACAAGACUAUGUAUCACACAGUUUUUGUCAAUGAACUUUGCCGCCCAUUUCUGGAAAAAUCAAAAAUACUCGCUGAAUUCAGCAAUUCAGUUUCUCCCGAACUAAUGGGCUUAGAACAAUCCAUUUUGGACGCAUUGGAUUUUACGAAUGUUCACCUUGGUAUACCAUCGAUAAAAUUUGGACUGGACGAAACAUUAGACGCCAAAAAACUUCGCCAAAAAGAUAUUUCAAAAAAUAUAAACGUCGCGGCAAGAAUUGUGGUUGAAGAGCUACCUGAUUUUAUAACUGAGUGUAGUAUAGUUUAUUUGCCUGAAAUGGGGCACCAUAUUGCUAUUAAUGAAUGGGAACCUGAUUGUAUUCCAGAACAGUUGGAAGAAUUCGGAUAUCAAUUUGUGUUUAAAAUCUCGGAUACCAUUCAUUAUAAAAACGCUAUGUGCAAAGAGCUGGAUAAAUAUUAUGGCGAUAUUAAUUCCGAGAUAAUCGAUCACGAAAACAGAAUUAUAAGAAGAUUGUCGGGGUUUAUAUCAAAGUAUCAAAAAGCCAUUCGCGAUCCCUUAAGAGAACUGGCUUUAAUUGACUGUCUCUUGGCAAUGGCAAAAAUGGCAAUAGAAAGGAACUUUAUACGCCCGCAACUGAACACAAACCACGUCAACGAAAUAGUGGAAGGCCGUCACCCCAUAAUGGACAUGUUAAUAACGGGCUUCGAAUCCAACGAUUUCUGCUCGGGGGGCGAAAACUCCCGAGUAAAAAUAAUAACGGGACCGAACGGCAGCGGAAAAAGCAUCUACUUGAAGCAAGUAGGCAUGAUCUUGUACUUGGCCCAUAUUGGGUCCUACGUGCCGGCCAAAUCGGCCAACAUCGGAAUGUUGCAUAGCAUACAUUGCAGAAUGCAAGCCAACGAGUCUGCUUCUGUGAGAUUGUCCGCCUUUAUGUUGGAUAUAAGCCAAACUACAAAGGCCUUAGACAACGCGAAUUGCUCGUCUUUAGUUCUUAUGGAUGAAUUUGGUCGCGGUACAUCAAUAAACGAAGGUCUUUCAAUACUAGUUGGGAUAUUAAAGUCUUUUGUUGAGAAGAAACAAAAUUGCCCCCACGUUUUAGUCUCCACGCAUUUCCAACAAAUAAUAAAACACCUACCAGUUUCAGCACUAGUAGAACACCUAAAAAUGGAACACACGAAAGCCAACGGCGCUCUUUGUUUCCUAUAUAAAACAGUAGAAGGCGUUUCGAAUAGUUUCGCCCUCGAUAUAGCAGAAGAAAUUAUCGAAGACCCCGAUAUUUUAACCAGAGCCCGAUACUUCUUCAACUGUCUUCAAAAUAACGAGCCCAUAAUCCCGCUAACAAACCCUAUAAAUUCACGUUUUCAACAUUUAACCAACAUAGAUAUAGACAUACCUGAACCAGACGAGGAAGAAUUGGACCAACAAAUGCAAUAG
This is a messenger RNA of Brassicogethes aeneus, 2463 nucleotides long. NCBI's taxonomy places the organism in Eukaryota, Metazoa, Arthropoda, Insecta, Coleoptera, Nitidulidae. The record is from the annotation of a GenBank genome assembly.